ACUUGAAGAUUUUAACUGAAGCCUUUUCAGUUCUUUCUUUUCCUCUCCUCCACCAUGACUUCAUCAGCUUCUCUCCUUUCUCUAUCUUCACUCUGUUCAUUAGCAAACCCUCAGCAAACCCAAAUCCUCCUGAAACCCAUUUUCACUUCUUCCAGAAAAAACCCACCUCAAAUUCUAUCCAUUAAAUCAUCUAAAGGUGAAGAAACCAAUAACAAAAAUGGUUCAUGGGUUAGUCCAGAUUGGUUAACAUCAAUAACAAAAUCACUUAGUAAUACUAGUAAUGAUGAUUCAGGUAUACCAAUUGCAAGUGCUAAACUUGAUGAUGUUUCUGACCUUUUAGGUGGUGCUCUUUUUCUUCCAUUGUUUAAAUGGAUGAAAGAAUAUGGACCAAUUUAUCGUCUUGCAGCUGGUCCUAGGAAUUUUGUUAUAGUUAGUGAUCCUCUUAUUGCUAAACAUGUUUUGAGAAACUAUGGUACUAAGUAUUCUAAAGGUCUUGUGAUUGAAGUCUCUGAAUUCUUGUUUGGGUCUGGUGUUGCCAUUGCUGAAGGCUCCCUUUGGACGGCGAGGCGACGGGCAGUGGUUCCAUCUCUUCAUAAGGCGUACUUGUCGAUAAUAGUAGAUAGGGUAUUCUGCAAGUGCGCGGAAAGGUUGGUAGAGAAACUUAAAACAGAUGCAGACAAUGGUACACCUGUGAAUAUGGAGGCAAAAUUUUCGCAGUUAACUUUAGAUGUUAUAGGAUUAGCAGUGUUCAACUACAAUUUUGAUUCACUUACUGCUGAUAGUCCUGUUAUUGAGGCUGUCUAUACUGCGCUAAAAGAGGCAGAGGCUCGUUCAACGGAUCUUUUACCUUAUUGGAAGAUUGAUUUGUUGCGCAAGGUAAUUCCUAGACAAAUCAAAGCUGAAAAGGCAGUUACUGUUAUAAGACAAACUGUUGAAGAACUUAUAGCAAAGUGUAAGAAGAUUGUUGAAGCUGAGGGCGAGCAGAUUGACGGGGAGGAGUAUGUGAAUGAUGCAGAUCCUAGCAUCCUUCGCUUCUUGCUUGCAAGCAGAGAAGAGGUUUCAAGUGUACAGUUGCGAGAUGACCUUUUAUCAAUGUUAGUUGCUGGCCACGAGACAACCGGUUCAGUCUUGACAUGGACACUAUACCUUCUAAGUAAGGACCCACCAUCCUUGAUGAGAGCUCAAGAAGAGGUCGACAGGGUUCUACAAGGAAGAUCCCCCAAGUACGCGGAUAUAAAGGAACUCAAGUAUGUGACACGCUGUAUAAAUGAAUCACUUCGUCUCUACCCACAUCCUCCUGUGUUGUUAAGGAGAGCUCUAGUUCCUGAUGUGCUUCCUGGAAAUUACAAGGUCAAUGCUGGUCAAGAUGUAAUGAUAUCGGUGUACAAUGUCCAUCGUUCUCCCCAGGUCUGGGAGAAUGCAGAAGAAUUUAUGCCUGAAAGAUUCGACUUGGGUGGACCGGUUCCUAAUGAAACAAAUACAGAUUUCAGAUUCAUUCCAUUCAGUGGGGGGCCUCGAAAGUGUUUAGGUGACCAGUUUGCGAUGAUGGAGGCAAUUGUUGCACUUGCUAUUUUCCUUCAGCGCAUGAACUUUGAGCUAGUUCCAGAUCAAAACAUCAGCAUGACUACUGGAGCUACUAUUCAUACAACAAAUGGUUUGUACAUGACACUGAGUCAAAGACAAGUUCAGCCUACAUUUGCUUCUGCUGCUUCUAGGUAAGUAGUUAUAUUCUUAUGUAAAUUUUGUGUUUUAUGUAACAAAAAUCACUCAAUUCCAAUUAUGUUGCUGUUGUAAUCGAAGCUGUACACCACCACAUUGAAAGUACAAUGUAAAGUUAGCUAUUAUUUCUAAAUGUGGCUGGUAAAUGAGCAAUCAAAAUCUUGUGGACACAGUUAUAUUUGGCUUUUCAUGAAAACAGAACUAGUGACCUUGUACCAUUAGAAUUUGUGUA
Messenger RNA from Papaver somniferum (opium poppy), 1951 nucleotides. RefSeq names its product carotene epsilon-monooxygenase, chloroplastic-like. The coding region runs from base 55 to 1719 and encodes 554 amino acids. Gene Ontology annotation, biological process: carotenoid biosynthetic process. Gene Ontology annotation, molecular function: heme binding; iron ion binding. The transcript has 9 exons. Gene Ontology annotation, cellular component: chloroplast. The record is from RefSeq and is a predicted model, not a curated record. NCBI's taxonomy places the organism in Eukaryota, Viridiplantae, Streptophyta, Magnoliopsida, Ranunculales, Papaveraceae.